Messenger RNA from Trichobilharzia regenti, 1186 nucleotides. Lineage: Eukaryota; Metazoa; Platyhelminthes; Trematoda; Strigeidida; Schistosomatidae. The record is from the annotation of a GenBank genome assembly.
AUUUAGAAUUUACACAAUUUGAGGUGAGAUUUCACCACAAUUUCCGUAGGAGGUCGAAAUUAUUCGGAUGACACUGAGUGAUAUGGAAAAAUGAAAUGUUAGAAGAGGCUUUUCAGUCUUAAAUAGCGUGCAACACUAAAACAUAUCAAUCGUCAUUAAUUAUGCAUCAUGUGAGUAUCACAAAUUAGUCUUAGGCCUAUCAUAAGAUAGACCAGGGAAAUAUUUCUGUUUGAUUCUCUUGAAAGUGCUCACGAGCGUCGAGCCAAGCGUUGCAUGUGGAUUCCCUUGCCUUCUUAAUAUUACAAACGUAAUAACAGGUAACUGUAGGAUGUUCUUAAUCCUUUUUUGUGAUUGUAACCCUUGUUGUUGUUUUUGUCGAGAAUUUUAAUUAUGUUUGUUACUUUCUUUGACAGAUCCAACCAGACGUGUAUUCAUGUAUGUCCUACUUCUCAAAUCAGCCGGUGAAAAUGCAACCAGUUGUAAUGAUGAUCCUUAUGUACAGGUCCUAACAAAAGCAGGCUUUACUGUCGAUCUGUUGGAGACUCUUGAUUUUAUGUAUAAUACAGCAAACUUGGAAGAAUAUAAAAAUUGGCGAAACAAUCAUAGUUGUAUUAUUUUUAGCAGUCCACGGGCUGUAAUUGCCUGUGUUAAGGCAGGAUUGACAGGAAAUGAAAAUGAUCUUUGCUUUGUCGUUGGUCCAAGUACCGAAUUACAAGCUAAGAAGGCUGGAUUUUCACCAAAAGGAGCAUCAUCAGGAGAUGCCGAAGAACUCUCAGACUUUAUUGUAAAGCACUUUGCUUCAAAAUUGGAUAAGCCUAUCUUCUUUCCAUCUGGUCAAGUUCACCGUGAUACAAUACCAAAAGCUUUAGAAGCUGAAGGGAAAAAGGUGAAUACUGUUAUUGCAUACUCUUCUGUAGAAAAUACUAAACUCCAUGAAAAGUUGAGAUUAAAUCUGUGUGAAGGAAAUCCAAUACCUGAUUGUUUAGUAUUCUUCAGUCCAUCUGGUGUUUCACUAACUGAAAAUAUACUGUUAACUGAAAUAAAACCGCACAGGCCAAAUGUCAAGCUUGUUGCUAUGGGACGUGCAACCGCGAAUAGGCUAAAAGAACUUGGUAUGACUGUUUCAGCAAUUGCUGCAUCACCAAAACCUGAAAGUCUACUGGCAGCAAUGAAACAAUUGAAGUGA